Messenger RNA from Austrofundulus limnaeus, 4292 nucleotides. RefSeq names its product transmembrane and coiled-coil domain family 1a (gene tmcc1a). The record is from RefSeq and is a predicted model, not a curated record. Gene Ontology annotation, cellular component: endomembrane system. The transcript has 8 exons. Bases 371 to 2341 code for a protein of 656 amino acids. NCBI's taxonomy places the organism in Eukaryota, Metazoa, Chordata, Actinopteri, Cyprinodontiformes, Rivulidae.
GAGUGUGGCACGCAGAGAGCUGAUGGGAGUUGCUGCUGCUGGCUGAACGGCGGUGUCAGCGGCAACAGUUUGAUAUCACCCAUGUACUCAGGAGUAAGGGAUGCUGGGAUGACACCUGGUCUGAUGAUCAGCAAGGCCACUUGUUCCUGAGUCAAAGAUGCAUGCUCCCAUUUUGGAUCCAUCCCUCUGACAAAGACUGAGCUGAUCCUACAUAGUCCCAACCCUACUCCCAAUCACUUUCUACUGCAGUCUGCUGUUCUCUGUUGUACUUUUCCCCAUCCGUUGACCAGGUCUGACCCUCUACAUGCCUGACAGAUAGAGAGAGAAGCAUAAGCAGACAAUUGAAUUAGGCAAUUCAUCCCUGGUAUUUAUGUGGUUUCAGCUGGACCACAUGCUGCAGGGGGGAAACAGUCAUAGUGAGCCAGAGGGAAUGGGCCCCAGUUCAAGUCUUGGAGCUAGAGGGAUGUCAGAGGGUUCACCAUGCUCAGAGUUAAGGAGGGCCUCAUCUCAGUCAGUACCCCCUUCUUUCAGUAAAAUGAGUCAAAAUGCCAGGGAGAACAUGGGGGUUCUUGGUGAGAGUUUGAAGCAACUGUUUCACCAGCAGCGUAAACGUGUCUCCCUCUCUCACUCCACCAUCCCCUCAUCAUCAUCUUCAUCCUCCUCUUCCUCUGUGAUUUCAGCAGCUGGCCAGGGCUCAGCUACUGCAGGCAUGAUAAGGCGUGGGACCAGCCUGCAGAGCCGGCGCAGUAAGGGGUCCGGGAGUGGAGACCGGGAUCCCCUUCUGAAGAGCAGCCCGCAGGCCCCGCAGCGCCGCUACACCCACGAUCCACAGCAGCACGUCAGCCGGCCCCGCUCCUCUUCUACCACCGACACGACACCCAGCAGCCCUGCUCCAGGACACACCGGUGGAGACGUGGUGCUGUCAUCAGGGUACCAGUCAACAGAGGAGACAGACAGGAUUGACCGGCUGGAGGUGAGCGGGUUGGGACAAACACCCCUCGCUGUUUCGUGCGGGACAGACGGUUCAUUCCCAGCGGGUGACGAUGGCACGCCGGACCCUCAGCGCACCAAGCAGGCUAUCGCCCAGCUGCAGCAGAAAAUCCUCAAACUCACGGAGCAGAUUAAGAUUGAGCAGACGGCCAGGGAUGAUAAUGUUGCAGAAUACCUCAAACUUGCCAACAAUGCAGACAAACAGCAAAGCACGCGCAUCAAACAGGUGUUUGAGAAAAAAAAUCAGAAGUCUGCACAGACCAUCCAGCAGCUGCAGAGGAAGCUGGAGCACUACCACCGGAAGCUGCGGGAAGUGGAGCACAACGGCAUCCCGCGGCAGCCCAAGGAUGUCCUGCGGGACAUGCAGCAGGGCCUGAAGGACGUCGGGGCCAAAGUCAGCGGGUUCAGCGAGGGAGUGGUGGACAGCGUCAAGGGAGGCCUCUCCAGCUUCUCACAGGCCACCCACUCCGCCGCCGAGGCCGUCGUCUCCACGCUCAUCCGCAACAAAUACGGCAGCGCCGACAACAUCCCCUCGCUCAAAGACUCGCUGGACGACCCCCCGGCGGAAGACGGGGUGACCGUCGGCGGAGGACGCCCUCUGGGUAACGCCGCCCACCACUUCCAGUCCAGUCCCAGGUAUGGCAGCGAAGACGACUGCUCGAGCGCCACGUCAGGCUCAGCGGGGGCAAACAGCACCACGGGGGCACCCGGAGGCCCCCCAAGCUCCAAGGGCAACACACUGGAGAGGAGCCAGGGCUCCGGCCUGGACAUGCUGCUACAGGAGAUGCAGGAGUUGAGGGAGGGUCAGGCGAGGUUGGAGGAGAACCUAGACAGUCUGAAGAGCCACUAUCAGAAGGACUACACUGUCGUUAUGCAAGCACUGCAGGAGGAACGCUUCAGGUGUGAACGCCUGGAGGAACAGUUGAACGACCUAACAGAGCUGCACCAGAACGAGAUCCUCAACCUCAAACAGGAGCUGGCCAGCAUGGAGGAGAAGAUUGCCUACCAGUCCUAUGAGAGAGCCAGGGACAUCCAGGAGGCGUUGGAAGCAUGUCAGACCAGAAUCUCUAAGAUGGAGCUGCAGCAGCAGCAACAGCAGGUCGUCCAGUUGGAGGGGCUGGAAAAUGCCACGGCGCGGACCCUCCUGGGAAAACUUAUCAAUGUGCUGCUGGCCCUUAUGGCCGUCCUUCUGGUCUUUGUCUCAACUGUGGCCAACUGCGUGGUCCCCCUGAUGAAAACACGGUCCCGCUCCCUCUCCACGCUAAUUCUCGUCCUCCUGUUGGCCUUCCUGUGGAGAAACUGGGACGCUCUCUCCGGGUACACGCACCGCGCUCUGCAGCCGCCGGGAUGACCGCGUUGAUGCCGCCACGUGUUGCUUUUCGUGUCGCCGGGUGAUGAGACUGUUGUCGCAGUCCCGCAGGAGGGCUUUGAAGAAUAUUGCAUUAAAGCCGCUGUGUGGCCGUGCACGCUGAGCACGUUCAGACGCAGCCUGAAAUCAAAAUAAAGAGGGGGAAAACAAAACUGGAGUGGAGUAAAGAACACUCGUUUAGGAAGGAAAAGACUGUUUACAUUUAUUUUAAUGAUGCGGUGGUGUCCCUCGCAGGAUGCAGCCUUGUACUGUUUUUUAUCUUUUUAGAGUUGAAUCAAUUAUUAUGUUAUUUCUAAUAAUAUUAUUAUUUUUAAAUGUUAUUUUAUUCAGUACCAUGUAGCAUUAUGCUCCUCUCUACAUGGAGGGGAGGUUAGUCAGGAAACUGGGCUGGCGACUCACCCCCACAAAAGUCCAGUCUAAUUUUAGAGACGUGCAAAUGUGAGAAUGGGCUUGAUUGGUUUUAGGAAGAGAACUUUUACCGGUUUGUUAUUGGUAGAUUUGAACCUUUGCUAAAAACUUACCUGGGACUUGCUCCUUUUCUUGCUGUGAUGAAUUUGUUCAGAAAGAGAACUGUUUGAAGGACUGACCAUGACUUCUGUGCAUCAUAAAGAUGUUGUGCUUCCUUAGCUUUUCUAAUAGCAAAGAUUGGUUGCUUUUAAUUAAUUCAUCUUUCAUGUAAAAAAAAAAUAGAAAAAACAUUGGUUUGUGCAGAUUAUGAAUGACAGAUGAUCUAAGAAGCGGAAAGCCAAUGACAUGCUGCUCACCGUAACAAAAGGAGCAAAAAGACUGAGAGCAUCUGGUCAUUGUCAGGCAUCUGCCAUGUUUGAAACAUGUCCGCGGUGCUGCAUGCUGUCAUUAAGAAAAUUACACACAAACCAAUUCUGCUUUUAAAAGCAAUGACAAAGCGCUAUUGUCCAUGUAAAAUCAAUUUGCCUGGAUAAUUGCCUCCGACCCGCCAUAUUUGAUGUGAUCAAUUUAGGGAAAAGGAGACCGCUGGUAGCUGGUCCAGCUCCGCCUCAGUGGGAUCAGGGAUCACGCUGCUUCAUAUCUACGGUGCAAGUCGUUUCCACUGCCUCGCAGAUGCACACUGCUUGUUAUGCGAUACUGUUGGAGCACAUUCUCUCCUCGUAUUAUCUUUAUGGUUGUCCUGAACCCUCUGUCUGAAGCUGUAACCACUCAGUGCCAAACUUUAAAAAACAGGGACGUCUGACGGUGGAGAAAGAAAGCGUUGCUCUUCUUUCCACUCACUUUGUGAAUGUAUGUUUGCGGGACAUGAAAGCUCUUGUUGGGAGAUGUAGUUUUUGAAAUUGAAGAAAGCUGUUCACUGCACAUGACCUUAAUUCAAAUGUUCAGUUGUUUUCUUUCUUUUUUUUUUAUUUUUUGCACCUUGUCAUCGUUGAGUCCAAUUCACUGGCUUGGCAAAUGGCCUUUGUCAUACUUUUACCCAGUUGAUUUGAUCCAGUCAAGGGCACAUCGAUUAGUCCACUCUGUAUUUCAUGCCUAGAAGCUGAUUGAUCGCUCGGCCAUUUAAACUGUACAGCUGCACUUUAGCAUGACGACAUAUAGGUCAGACUGAGAAGAAAAGCUUUGAUAGGGACUACAAAGAUGGUCACUCUUUGGGAGUCUGCCCUCAUCGCGGGUCAGGAGGAAGAGUUGACUCAGGUCAGGAUCAUCUUUGUGUAAACAACUGAACUAACACAGAAGAGGUUGGAACUGUUUUUGGUCACAAUGGGAGUAAACUUGACUCUGCUCAAGUCAAGCAGGAAGUAAAAACUGUAUUUGACGAGUACAGGAGGCAAGUUGACAUUAAGCUGACUGAACCUUGCAUGUCCUUUCAGUAACACCUGUAAUGUAGGGUUGUGUGCUAAACCACUUCAGUGCCUUCUGAUGUCCUUUUCUAAGUGUGGAAUAAAUAAAGUGCAUUCCCAACUAA